Messenger RNA from Polychytrium aggregatum, 757 nucleotides. RefSeq names its product orotate phosphoribosyltransferase. The transcript is spliced from 2 exons. Gene Ontology annotation, biological process: pyrimidine ribonucleoside biosynthetic process; pyrimidine nucleotide biosynthetic process; 'de novo' pyrimidine nucleobase biosynthetic process. The record is from RefSeq and is a predicted model, not a curated record. Gene Ontology annotation, cellular component: cytoplasm. Lineage: Eukaryota; Fungi; Chytridiomycota; Chytridiomycetes; Polychytriales. The coding region runs from base 35 to 685 and encodes 216 amino acids. Gene Ontology annotation, molecular function: orotate phosphoribosyltransferase activity.
CGAAGCUUCAUUGUGCUCGAUCACACAGGCCGCCAUGAAGGAAUACCAGCGAGAGUUUCUGCAGUUCGCAAUUGAAAACAAGGUGCUGACCUUUGGGAGCUUCAAGCUCAAAUCCGGUCGCAUCUCGCCUUACUUCUUCAAUGCCGGCCUCUUCAACACGGGCGAGGCGCUCGCUCGCCUGGGCAAAUACUAUGCCUCGGCCAUCGUGGACUCUGGUCUGCAGUACGACGUUCUCUUUGGUCCCGCAUACAAGGGCAUCCCGCUCGUCUCGGCCACAUCCGUUGCCCUCUACGAGCACCACAAGGCUUCGGUCCCGUACUCGUUCAACCGCAAGGAGGCCAAGGACCACGGCGAAGGCGGCAACAUUGUUGGCGCGGCGCUCAAGGGCAGAAUCGCCAUCAUCGACGACGUCAUCACCGCCGGCACCGCCAUCCGAGAGUCGGCUGCACUGAUCACGGCCAACAACGCCCAGGUUGCCGGGCUCAUCAUUGCCCUUGACCGCCAAGAACGGGUCACCGAGGACUCGCCCUACUCGGCCAUCCAGCAGGUCGAGAUGGAUCUCAAGGUUCCUGUCAUCUCGAUUGUCAAGAUGGAGCAUCUGAUCGAGUAUCUCGCGGGUCUGUCUGGCUUUGAGAAGGAGGUCGAGGACAUCAAGCAGUACAGGGCCAAGUACGGUAUUGCCUAGGCAAGCCGGCCCCGCUGCCAAUGCGUCGGAGCCCCCUCCCGCCUGAAAUAAACACCACUUUCGUUUACAAUG